Molecule: messenger RNA, 1944 nt
Organism: Hirundo rustica (Barn swallow)
Lineage: Eukaryota; Metazoa; Chordata; Aves; Passeriformes; Hirundinidae
Gene: SLC22A31
Product: solute carrier family 22 member 31
Exons: 9
Coding region: 1-1929 (642 amino acids)
Biological process (GO): transmembrane transport
Cellular component (GO): membrane
Molecular function (GO): transmembrane transporter activity
Source: RefSeq, a predicted model, not a curated record
AUGGCGCUCGGGGGGUCGCGGCCGCGGGGCCGGCGGGCGGCGGGGGGGUGGGCGCCGUGCGCGGCGCUGGCUCUGGGGUGGGCGCUGGGGUGGGCGCUGGGCGCGGAGCCCCCGCACCGCUGCCGCCCCGACACCGCGCUGCUGCCGCCGCCGCUCCGCCGCCUCGGGGGCUCCGCUCUGCUCCGCGCCGCCGUCCCUCGCCUCCGCGGAGGCUGGAGCCCGUGCCAGCUGUACCGGUACCCCCCCGGAGACCCCCGCCCCAACGGCACCGGGCCCUGCACCCGCGGCUGGCACUACGCGCUGCCCGCCGCCGGCCUCCGCGCCAACCUCGUCACGCAGUGGGACCUGGUGUGCGCCUCACGCUGGAAGGUGCCUCUGGAGCAGACCACGCACCUGCUGGGCUGGACACUGGGCAGCGUCACGGCCGGCCUGGCCUGUGACAGGUUCGGCCGCCGUCCCAGCUUCCUGCUGGCGCUGGCGCUGGCCGUGCCCCUGGGGCUCGGCGUGGCCCUGGCUGUGAAUUUCCUCAUGGUCCUGGUGGCACGGCUGCUCUUCGGGGCCGCGCUGGCAGGAGCCUUCCUCGCCCUCUACGUGGCACGGCUGGAGCUGUGUGACCCCCCGCACCGGCUGGCGGUGACAAUGGUGGCCGGGUUCUUCUGGAUCGCCGGGGAGCUGCUGCUGCCGGGGCUGGCCCUGCUGUGCCGGGACUGGCGGGUGCUGCAGGGCGCCGUCACCAUGAUCUUGGCCCUGCUGGCUGCCUGCUGGUGGUGCCCCGCGCUGCUGCUGGAGUCACCGCGCUGGCUGCUGGCCACGCUGCAGCCGGAGAGGGCCAGGAAGACCCUGCAGGCGCUGGCCGAAGACAACUGCCCCCAGGACAGCCUCCUGGCGGAGCUGGAGGCCGUGUCCGAGGGGCCCCCGCGGCCCCGGUACCACUCUGUCUGCGAGAUCUGCAGCACCAGGGUCAUCUGGAAGAACGGCGUCAUCCUCGGCUUCGCGGCGUUCAUCGGCUCCGGCAUCCGCCACUGCUUCACCCGCAACCUGGUCCCGCACCUGCCGCACUUCUUCUCCUCGCACCUGGCGCUGGUGGGCACCGAGGCGGCCGCCUGCCUCUUCGUGUGCCUGACCGCCGAGCGCUUCGGGCGCCGCGCCAUCCUCCUGCUCUGCACCGUCCUCACCGGCAUCUCCUCCCUGCUGCUGCUGGCCCUUACCCAGUACCUGCUGGAGCUCAUCGUCCUGACCCUGUCCGUGGUGGGCACGGCCGCCUCCCACGCCGUCACCAUGCUCAGCAUCUUCUUCGCCAGCGAGGUUCUCCCCACCGUCAUCAGGGGCGCCGGGCUGGGCCUGGUGGUGGGGGCCAAUUUCGUGGGCAAAGCCGCGGCGCCCAUCACCGCCAUCCCCAACAGCCGCGGCUUCUUCCUGCACCACGUCGUGUUCGCCUCCUUCGCCAUCCUGGCCGUGCUCAGCAUCAUGUUACUGCCCGAGAGCCAGGGCCGCGGCCUCCCCCAGUCCCUGCAGGACGGCGAGAGCCAGCGCCGCCCGCCCCUCUUCCGCCGCGCCCCCCGCGAGGACCACCUGCCCCUGCUGGCCCCCCACGCCACCCCCCACGACUAUUCCUGCCUGGCCGCCUCCACCAAGAGGAUGCUGCGCUCCCCCGACCCCCCCCCGAGAGAUGUAGCCGCGCUCCCUGGGGGUCUCCCCGCACGGUGGGGGGCUGAGCAGGGUGCUGGGACCCCCGGCCGGAGAUGUUCUGGGAGCAGCGGUGGGGCCGGAUCCUGCCCCGGGAGCAGCGGAGCUGGGAGCCCUGGGGUGGGGGUGAAGCCCCCCGGGGUGCUGCCGGCUCCCAAUAAAAGUGCCUUGUUUCUACGGGCCGCUGGUGCGGGGGGGUGGCGCAUCCCCGCCACCAACCCCCGCUCUUUAUUACGGGGGUGACCGGGGGUCUCCUCG